CACCCGACGUGGCCCGGCACGUCACCGCGUUGCUCCCGAGCCCAACACGUGCCGCCGCCGGACGUGUGUCCGCCCGCACGAAGAAAGCUCCUGGCCAAUGGGGCCGGGCUGGAGGAGGAGGGGCUCCCAACCCAACCUUCGCUCGCUUCCGUCCACCGGUUCCAGGUUCCAGCCGCGCGACGCGACGCGACGCCUCUCGAUCGCCACCAGCUUGCAGCAGCCCGCGGCAAUGAGCGGCAACAGGAACGGCAGGGGCAAGGGUGGCGCCGCGCGGCCCGUGGCGACAUGCAUGGCCGCCAUCAUCGUCUGCGUCGUCGUGCUGCUCGUCGCGGCGUCGGCUCUGCUGUUCCUGCUGUCGUCGUCGCCGCCGCCGGCGACGGGGGUACCGGGGAACGGGCCGCCUCGAGAGCCGGUGGAGCUGGCGAUCGGCCUCGCCGGGCACGAGCGCUGGCUGGACGCGCUCCGCGCGUGGGCCAAGCUCGCGUGCUUCAACCUCCGCCGGCCGCCGGCCGAGCCGCGGUACCAUCUGCCGCGGAGCCCGGCGGCGUCGGUGACGAAGGCGGCCAAGAGCACCCUGGAGAUGGGCAAGGAGAUGGUGGAGAAGUUGGCGGAGUCGGCGGCCAGGGCCACCGAGGAGGCGCUCGAGAGGACCACCGAGAAGGUCAGGAGGAAGGUCUCGCCGUCGGCGCGGCGCCCUGAUGGAGACCUCUGAGCGGAACUUUUCCGGGCUUUUUUUGUUUGUUCCUUCUUCGUUUUCUAAAGCUUCAGUGCUGUGUACUCUGUAGCGUCUAUAUCCUGUAGCGUGUAAAAUUGUCAAGAACGUACUGUACCACCAGCCAGACCACAGCGUUUGGUAAGUUCGCGAUGUAAACGUGUUCUGUAUGAGGUGUGGACGUAUCGCGAAUCUGCGACGCAGAUCGAUGCUUGCAAAUUAUAUUCAGUGAGCCAGUACUGUACCAU
Molecule: messenger RNA, 960 nt
Organism: Zea mays
Lineage: Eukaryota; Viridiplantae; Streptophyta; Magnoliopsida; Poales; Poaceae
Exons: 2
Coding region: 98-712 (204 amino acids)
Source: RefSeq, marked validated